AUGGACUUCUCGAACCCCGAAAGAAACCCAAAUGCGCCCUUGCGCUUGCUAUCGUUGGAUGGAGGAGGCGUACGAGGACUGUCAUCGUUGCUGGUACUCGAGAAUCUGAUGGAGAACAUAGCCUUGGAAGAAAAGAGGCUAGGAAGGAGAGCAAUGAACGAUCACGAACCACUGAAACCCUGUGACUACUUCGACCUCAUUGGCGGAACAUCGACAGGCGGCAUAAUAGCCAUCAUGCUUUCACGGUUACGACUCAACUGCAAGGACUGCAUUGCGGUUUAUAGUAAACUAGCCGAGCAGAUCUUCAAGCAUGAUAGGUCGCUCAAGGCAUUCGGCAUGAAGAUUCCGACAGGAGCUAGUCGUUUCUCCGGAACCGUCCUCGCAAACGCCAUCAAAACUGCGCUGAAAGAUCUGGGCUUCGAUCCAAACGAACUCAUGUGGGACGAGGCACUGUUCGAAGAGGUGGACGAAGCAAACGACCUGCCCAGGGACAGCAUCUGGGCAGAUGCAGCACCAGAACCGAUGAUCUCAGAGAGCCCGGUCGCCACACUCAAAAACUCUGAAUGUUCACUGGCGUCUGGACCCCCUGACAGCAUCGAUAGUACAAUAGCUCCGUCAACACUAUAUAGUGACAGUCCAUUCGGCCCCAGAAAACCAAUGCGAAGCGCGACCUGGAAGCUCCACCACCGGCAAUCCGUCCACAGAAAAGCAGAUGCAAAAGGCUGCCGCGGCUUCGUCCUCACCUCUCUGAAAAAUGCGCUCGGCCUCCCUAGAAUCCUAUCAACCUACGACCCCAACGACCGAACAACACGAAUCUGGGAGGCCCUCCGAGCCACCUCGGCAGCACCAACAUUCUUCGAAGAAAUGCAGUUCGGCACACCCAAAGUCACCUACCUAGACGGUGGCGUAGGUUUCAAUAACCCCUGUGCAGAAGUCGACUACGCAGCAAAAGCCCUGUGGGAAGGCCGCUUAAUCGGCGUCAUAGUCUCUGUAGGCACAGGUCUCCAAAGUAUACCCAGCGUGAAGAAAAUGGCAUCCUGGCUGCCCUUUGGCCUCGGGACAGAUAUUUCCAUCGCCAGCGCCCUCACAGGAAUGGCCACGUCCACGGCACGCGUCGACAACGAAAUGAAGCGCAUGUACAGCAACUCGGACACGAAGUACUUCCGCUUCGACGUCGACCGCGGCCUUGCAGACGUCAGUCUAGAGCAAUGGAUGAAGGAAGAUGAAAUGGCAAGUUUGACAGAACUCUACAUGAACGACGGCGAGCAAAUCCGCUCUGCAAAGGAUUUCGGUCAACGCAUGGCGAAACUCUCGGCGCUGCCACCGAAAUUCGAAAUCAGCGCUAGUCACUUCCGGCUCGGUAUGACGGGGCGCGGGUUAAUGGAUUCUUCGUUCCAACUCGUGCAAGUCGAUUUCAAAACGGGCAUGCCACUAGGUGUAUCUCCACAUCUGGACGAUUUACCACGCAUGUCUCAAUUCCGCGAUUUGUCGCCGAGUGGUGAGAGUGGACUUGCGCUCGAUUCUACAACUGGUCGGCUUAAAAGAGUCUACCCUGUAGCCGAGGACCUAGACCACGAUGGGAGACGCGAGGAAGCAGCCGUGUACCAAUGUAUCAAGGCUGAUAAUAUAUGUCUCCGCACGAUCAAAACGGGAAUACCCCAGGGCAAAUACAAAGUCCAGUUCCUCGUCUCCUUCCACAAUAGCACACAUACUCCGCCCCGGGAUCUGGUUUUCAGCGUCGGCAAACCUUUCGAUCCGAAUACAUUUUCGAAUCGCUACGUUGAUGUCAAGAUCACUCCAGAUGUGGGGAGUGUGUUGUUGCAUCCGGAUGCGGUGAGGGUGAGAGUGGGGUCGAAGCGGUAUGAAGAGUUCAAAGGGAAGGGAUGGGUAGAGAUCGAGGGGGAUAUCGAGGUUAGUGUGGGGUUGGAUGGGGCAUUGGGGUUUAUUGUUAGUAAGAGGUUCAAAGAGGGCGUUUUUGUUGAUGGGUGGAGUUUUGGGGGUGUGAGGUUGGAGCCUGUGUUCGGAAGUGCGACAGUGCGGGUGGAUAGCCCGAGGAUCUCGACGUAA
This is a messenger RNA of Alternaria atra, 2067 nucleotides long. RefSeq lists its product as uncharacterized. The transcript has a single exon. The coding region runs from base 1 to 2067 and encodes 688 amino acids. The record is from RefSeq and is a predicted model, not a curated record. Lineage: Eukaryota; Fungi; Ascomycota; Dothideomycetes; Pleosporales; Pleosporaceae. Gene Ontology annotation, biological process: arachidonate metabolic process. Gene Ontology annotation, cellular component: membrane.